Pectinophora gossypiella (pink bollworm) is the source of this 873-nucleotide messenger RNA. RefSeq lists its product as uncharacterized. The transcript is spliced from 6 exons. NCBI's taxonomy places the organism in Eukaryota, Metazoa, Arthropoda, Insecta, Lepidoptera, Gelechiidae. Bases 35 to 862 code for a protein of 275 amino acids. The record is from RefSeq and is a predicted model, not a curated record.
GCUGUGGAACAGGUUGUCUCACUCCAUUCCUGACAUGAGCCUACAUUGGCACUACAUUCGUCUGCAGAUCCGACAGAAGAGGUUCCAACUGAACGAGAAACUGGAAGCUUUGAAGAUGCAGGAGAUUCCACAGUACAAAGAGACCAGGUCUCCGGCCUACUAUAAGGAAUUGCGCGCGGAUAAUACUGUGUACAAUUGGUACCUGGUGGGGAAAUGUGCGCUUGCGGCGAUAGCCUUCAUCAUUCUUAUGACACAUUACACGUACAAUUACUACAUCAAUAGUAUUCAUCGGCAUAGCCCCUUGAGACUGGGCUUCAUCGCUCUGUUCUGUAUACUCCUGCUACUCCUCCUGCUCCACUCCAGAGACUACGAGCUGCUGAUGAAGAGGAUCGACUGGCAGACCAUCGUGAUCUUCCUGUCGCUCGGAGUCAUCACCUCGGUAUUUACCACACUGACUGCGCACAUGGAUGACUACCUCUGGAAGUUGUAUGGGACCACGAUGACGGGGUCCCGCAAGAGAAAGGUCCAUAAAGUGUUCGCGCAAAUGUUAUCUUACUGCUCAGUGACCGGGAUAGCCAAUGAGUAUACCAUAUCGAAAUUCUUCCUGGAUACGGUGCUGACCUUCUCCGUGUUCAGAGGUCUGGACGCGAUUGGAGAAAUCAUGGGAGGGUUCAUGAUGGCUACCGGCUUUUGGGGUACUGCAACAAUUCUGGGCACCGGCGCAAACCUAUUGAUAGCGGGAUUGUCUGAAACCAACGGAUAUCAAAUGAGAUUUAUUAAGCACAUGCGAUACGGACUACCUUUCGCUCUCAUGUCCAUCAUUCUCCUUUACAUCUUCAUAUCCACGAAAUAUUUACUCUAAAAUCAUUAACU